AUGGCGCGCUGCUGUAGUUUUGUGACCUUGCUGCAGUUGCUCUGGCUGGGCGUUCGCUUGAGCUGCGCCCAGAACUACUGCAAUCCCGCACUCUGCCCGGAGGGAGUGCAGCAUGUUGUCUGCGGGAAUAGUGGUCAAUUCGCGAGCGGCUGUCAGGGCGAGUUUGUCUCGCUCGAUGCUCACAUUCCGCUCAUCCUGAAGGAGCACAACGAUCGACGCAAUCUGAUCGCAGGCGGCGGACUGAGUGGCUUUCCGAGUGCCCUGCAUAUGGCGACGAUGUCGUGGGACUCGACGCUCGCCCAGGUGGCCGCCUACAACACGCUGCAGUGCCGCAUGGCGCACGACGAGUGCCGCAACACGAACACCUAUCGCUACUCCGGCCAGAAUCUGAGCAUUCUCUACACGCGCAACAUUGACACGGCCACAUUUCUGCGGGAGCGCAUCGCCGCCUGGUUCGACGAGUAUCAAUAUGCGACCAGUGCCGAUGUGGAGGUUUAUGUGCCGCGUGACGGACCUGCCAUCGGCCACUUUACGACCAUGGUGAAUGAGCGCAACAAUCGCGUGGGCUGUGCCGUCGCCCGGUUCACGGACGCCAAUGGGCUGGACAACACGCUCCUCGCCUGCAACUAUGCGGUCACAAAUGUACAAAACAAUCCGAUCUAUCGGGCUGGACCACCGGCCUCCGAGUGUAUCAGGGGACGUAAUCCCAACUACACCAAUCUCUGUGCGGAGAAUGAGGAAUAUAGCUAUAAUACGUGGGCCGGCUAAUUUUCAUUUCCCUUUAAAUCCAACUCAAUUUCUCC
This is a messenger RNA of Drosophila arizonae, 803 nucleotides long. RefSeq names its product venom allergen-1. Lineage: Eukaryota; Metazoa; Arthropoda; Insecta; Diptera; Drosophilidae. The record is from RefSeq and is a predicted model, not a curated record.